AUGAAGGGCCUCUUGCUGUGCGCGCUCGCACUUGCCUUUGCUGCGGUUACCACCCACGCCCAGCUGCAGUCCUGCCCGACACGUUGCGGCAAGCAGGCCGACGGCAUGGAGUGCCCCAACAACCUCUGCUGCAGCAAGGAUGGGUACUGCGGCCUGGGCGUCGACUACUGCAGCACUGGCGCCGGCUGCCAGAGCGGCGCCUGCUAUGACAACAAGAUCUGCGGCGCGCAGGCCAAUGGCACACUGUGCCCUAACAACCACUGUUGUGGCUCGGGUGGUCGCUGCGGCCACGGUAGUGAAUACUGCAGCAAUGGCUGCCAGAACGGUCCUUGCUGGGCUAAUCUCAAGUGUGGCCACCUGGACAAUGGUAAGCUAUGCCCCAACAACCUCUGCUGCAGCCAGUAUGGUUACUGUGGCCUGGGACCGGAGUUCUGUGGUACUGGCUGCCAAAACGGCGCUUGCAGCACGGACAAGCCGUGUGGCAACAAGGCUAAUGGUGCAGCAUGCACCAACAACUAUUGUUGCAGCCUGUAUGGGUCUUGUGGGCUUGGCAAGGAUUACUGUGGUACGGGCUGGCAGAGCGGCGCAUGCAACUAGUGUUACUGUGGUACGCUCCUUCCUUCCUGGUUGACAUACUCAAGUGCGUGCUACCCCUGAAUUGUUGCCAUGGAAGUAUAAGUGUUGCAAUGAGAAAGUAUAAGCAUCGC
Aegilops tauschii subsp. strangulata is the source of this 707-nucleotide messenger RNA. RefSeq lists its product as uncharacterized. Gene Ontology annotation, molecular function: chitin binding. NCBI's taxonomy places the organism in Eukaryota, Viridiplantae, Streptophyta, Magnoliopsida, Poales, Poaceae. The record is from RefSeq and is a predicted model, not a curated record.